Messenger RNA from Oncorhynchus mykiss (rainbow trout), 1887 nucleotides. RefSeq names its product gsg1 like (gene gsg1l). The record is from RefSeq and is a predicted model, not a curated record. Gene Ontology annotation, cellular component: plasma membrane. NCBI's taxonomy places the organism in Eukaryota, Metazoa, Chordata, Actinopteri, Salmoniformes, Salmonidae.
CUCGCACCCUGCCAGCAGUGACUGGGUUUCACUAUUAAAGCUGAUCAGCCUGGCUGAGCAUUUCACUGUAGCCACGUCACACCUUGGGCAUGGUCUUUUCCUCCACACGAGCCAAAGAUGUCACAGUCCGACGCAGAUAGAAAGACGAUAACUUGACGGGGAACCCAACCAUCUACCUUCCCAGAUGCGUCUAUCUUCUCGGAGCAUCGUUUACAGACUGGGUGCCGUUGGAGUAGGCUGCUAGGGGAAUAGUUUCGUGCGCUCUCCUCUCCUCUGCACGCCUCCGUCCCUUCCCUCGGCAAUGUUUUGUUUCGUUCUCCCAUUACCCAACCCCGCCGUCUGUCAUUUAUGAACUUUUAGCGCCGCUGUGCAACAGUUUCUCCGCACCCAGUUCGCGGAAGACUAUGAAGACCACGCGGAAAUGCCGCGCUCUGCUCUCGGUUGGACUCAACCUGGUCGCGCUGUUUUUUUCCACCACCGCGUUCAUUACGACGUACUGGUGCGAGGGCACUCAGCGCGUCCCCAAGCCCAACUGCAGCAAGCAGCGGCGGCACAACUGCAUCGACAACGGCACGAACGAGACAGACAAGAGCAAGGUCCACUACAGCUGGGAGACCGGAGACGAUCGCUUUCUGUUCCGCCGUUUCCACACCGGGAUCUGGUACUCCUGCGAGGAGAACAUUCACGGUCCAGGUGAGAAGUGUCGUAGCUUCAUUGAUCUGGCUCCGGCUUCAGAGAGAGGAGUCCUGUGGCUGUCGGUGGUAUCAGAGGUACUAUACAUCAUGCUGUUGGUGGUUGGGUUCAGUCUCAUGUGUCUGGAGCUGUUUCAUUCCAGCAACGUCAUCGAUGGACUUAAACUCAACGCCUUCGCUGCUGUUUUCACCGUGCUUUCAGGUCUGCUAGGCAUGGUGGCCCACAUGAUGUACACCCAGGUUUUCCAGAUCACAGUUAGUCUGGGUCCUGAAGACUGGAGACCCCACUCCUGGGACUAUGGAUGGUCCUUCUGCCUGGCAUGGGGCUCCUUCACCUGCUGCAUGGCAGCUUCCGUCACCACCCUCAACUCCUACACCAAGACGGUCAUCGAGUUCCGGCACAAACGCAAACUGUUCGAGCAGGGUCUCAGGGAGGAGCAGAACUACCUCGACCAGGAGGCCUUCCAUUACUUCAGGGACCACUCCCUCCAGUCCAUAUCCAGCUCCAUGGAGGUCUACCCUGGGCACGGGGGAGGAAGGCUGCCUGGGGGGCCUGGAGGCCUGGCGGGGUCCGGGCUGGUUGGAGUACCAGGGAGAGGGAAGAUUAGGGGGUCCUCAGGUUCCAUCGACCUGGGAGAGAACUCUGAGUCCCUGGGGGAGGAACAGUGCUGAGAGAGCGGGGGGGGGGGGAAGAGGGUUGGGAAGUGGAGGGUCGCGAAAUUCUAGUAACUUUCCAAAAAUUCCAAGGUUUUCCGGAAAUCCUGGUUGUAAAAAACGGGGACUCAGUUGGGAAUAAAAAGCAUAAAAUUGGGAAUCCUACAACCAGGAGGAAAAACCUGUGGAUUUACAACCCUAGUGUUGAGAAGUUGAUGAAGACGAUGCCGAUCUCGGAUCAGUUUUGUAUUUUGGGCACCAAUGGUUCAGGUUAGGAGAGGUGUAUAUAGUGUCAUGCUUUGGUCUGAACAAGUAGUGCACUAUACUGUAUACUGUAUACAGUGCCACUUUUGAGUGGUGGGUGUUUGUUUUCCGUGUGAGUGUUUGUCGCCACACGGUACUGUUUCGGUUGAGUUGUGGGUGUUUGUUUCCGUGUCAGUGUUUGUCGCCACACGGUACUGUUCCGGUUCAUGUUCGCGUUUAUUGUUUUGUUUUUCAUAGUGUUCAGUUCAUAUCUUAUAAUAAACGUUAUGGACACCUA